UACUAGAACCAACGAAGUGUUAAAAAUACAUUAACAAAAAUAAUGAUUGGUUGUACAUUGUUCUUGUUAGAAGAAUCUUAACUUUUUUCUUUAAGUAGAAUCAGCAAACGACAAAAUCUUGCACGUCUUGUUCGUGUUAAAGCUAUUAACUGUGGAGAGGUCUCCCGCGGAGCUCCCCCCGAAGCACGGCACCCAAAUAAGCCUAUGAAAUUCUAGUCUCAACAAAUAGUAAAGAUACAGUCACCUGCAUAAACAUCAUGGCAACUCGGGCGAGACCAAGGAAAGAUUCAGAUGCUGACAGUGUUGGUAGUGCAGCAAGUGAACCUGUGAUAACUAGGAGUCGCUCGACUACCCCAUUCACUUUGAGAUCACAAUGUACACGCCAUGGGAGUGAAUGCCCAGAAGGUCAUGGUAUGAACUUUAGAAAUCGCCUAAAAUUUUCUCCCAGAAGCAACAGCAAAAAAUCACCAAGGAAAAAUGUUAUUGGAACCCAUGGAAGUAUAAUAAAAAAUCUUGCCCGUAAUCUUGAAGCACAGCAUCCGUUGGGCCAUCCAGAUUAUCCUGUUUCAUCGAAAACUUCAUCUAGAGAAAAACUUAGGAAUCAUACCAGUGAUUACUCAAGCGCAGAAGAAGAAGAAGCCAGGAGAAAAGAUGACCUUUGUACUACCUCUUCCACCUUUGCCUCCACUCCUCCACCUAUAAAUUUGAAGACUACCCCACUUAAGAGGUCUGCUGAAAAGACAGAUUACACAUAUGCUAAAAGUUACAGCUAUAGGACUAAAGUAACUCCAGAACGAGUAAUCUGUAUGCCAAACAUGACACGGCGUUCAAUUGAAAGAUGCCAUGGUGUUGGUUUCUCUUCACCAGAGUUAAGAUUUGGCUCAGUUGGGAAGUCUGCAGAUAUAAACACCAACUACGCAAAUGGUCAUGAAUCUGACCUUGAAUUAGAUGACAAAGAACCAUACCAGCUGAAGACUCCUCCCAGAACUUAUAGCUCAGCAGCCUACUGCUUUUCAAGUGUUGCCUAUUCUAAAAUGAGAGGAAUGAUGUUCAGCCUUGCAUGGUGGAUUUAUCUCAUCACCUGCUACUCUUUAUUGCUUGAUACUUGUGUUCUUCAAAGUCGAGGAAUAACCAAAUUACGAGAUUUUUGCAGGCAACGAAUCAAGAUAAAUCGAAAUCUGCUGAUGCUUUUCCUCUUUUUGCCGCUCUGCUUCUUUGCAGGUGGAUUGUUGUAUUCUGCUUUGCAUGUCUUCAAUUUCCGCACAGAAGAUAAGCCUCCUAAUACUAAAGUUAAUCCAUUACCAUCGCAAGAAUCGUUUCCUCCCUCAUCCACAUAUUCCAACCUUUUGUUGGAUUCACCGUCAUCUUCAAACCUUUUUCCGCCAUCGUCUUUAAACCCCUCAUCAGAUUCGUCUGCAACUUCAAACCACUUUUCAUCAUCCCUCAAUCCUUUAGUAGAUAUAUCUUCCCCGUCUGUCAGUUCUAUAGUAGAAUUACCACCAUCGACCACAAGUCCCAUUACGGCUCCACUUCAUCUAGUUGAUGAUCCAGUAUUACAAAACAUAAAGAAUGAAUGGAAGUUAACCAAGGAUGCCCUGCUAACUCUAAAGCAAAAGAUCAAUAACUAUGAUGGAAAGAUGUCAGACGUGGUGACGCAAGUUGGUUUAUUUCAGAAGCAGUUGGUUUCUCUUUCCGCGACUCAGGUUAGAGAUCACGCAGCUUCUUCUGAAAUCCUCGAGGGCCUUGUUGACGCUAAAUUGACUAAUUUGAUAACAUCCUUAUCUGAAAAAAAUCGACUAGAUGUGGACAAGAUUGCCGCUACUGUUUCUCUGUUAAAUAAAGCACUAGAAGAGGUAAAAGAAUUGAAAGAAUGGAAACGCGCCGCGGAAGAAAAACAUGAAAAAUGGGAUAGUGAUCUUUCAGAGCUGCAGCAUCGUAUGAAUGGAAUAGGGUCGCUUUCAUCGCAAAUGGGAAUCGGUGUUGAGGAAGCUAUAAAACGAUGGGAACUUAAUUCGAAGCCUGCCUUGAUCCAAAAGAUUAAAGAAGAACUAUUAAACGAAAUUGGUCUCCAAAUAAAACUUUUAAAUGAUGAUUCUGGACAAGGACUUGGCAAAGACGAAGUUGAGCAGUUGAUCCAUUCUGCGCUGGGUGUUUACGAUUCCGAUAAAACUGGGUUAGCAGAUUACGCUCUUGAACCAGCUGGGGGUGUGGUACUCAGUACACGUUGCACUGAAACAUACAACUCUCACCGACCCCGUCUUUCGAUUUGGGGAUUUUCAUUAUGGAGUGAACCUAAUAAUCCAAGAGUAGUGAUUCAACCGGGAAUUGUCCCAGGUCAAUGCUGGUCCUUCCGUGGUUUUGACGGGUAUCUAGUGAUCCAGCUUUCCAGGAAAAUUAUUCCUACGGCUUUCACGCUAGAACACAUACCAAGAAGUUUGGCGCCAGAUGGCCAAAUUGAUUCAGCGCCACGAAACUUCACCGUUUAUGGCCUUACAAAGGAAGUGGACAUAGCCGGCGUGGAACUUGGUCAUUACACUUACGACAAUUUGGGUACGCCGCUGCAAAGCUUCCAAGUGCAGGCGCGCAGUUCCGAAGCUUUCUCCAUUGUUGAACUACGGAUUCAUUCGAAUUAUGGGAAUUUGAAUUAUACGUGCCUUUAUAGGUUUCGUGUUCAUGGCCAAGUAGCCUAGCUCGAUUCAGCUCAACUGAUACGGGACAUCUCAUCUCUGCUAUACUAUUUCAAACUUAUGAAAAAAUUGUAUAAAUAUUUCCGUUUCAUGUUCUGUUGCUAUCGAUAAGUAGAAGUUCCGGUUGUAAGGCAAAAUGCGUUUCGGAACACUAGUCUUUCAAUAAUAUUAAUUACAGGGAUAGAGAUGGUACCGAAAAAAUGUGUUUUGAAUGGUUUAAGAAAUUAACGAGCCCCACGUAUGUUGGUUUUGCCUGUGCUAACAUAGCUUCUCAACGUCUUGUAGUAAUGUGUAUUUAACGUUCUGAUAGGAAAUUUCAAUGUACUAAUCUACAAUAAAAAAAUUAACAUAUUAA
Daphnia carinata is the source of this 3042-nucleotide messenger RNA. RefSeq names its product sun domain-containing protein 1-like. The transcript has 10 exons. Gene Ontology annotation, cellular component: nuclear envelope; meiotic nuclear membrane microtubule tethering complex. The record is from RefSeq and is a predicted model, not a curated record. Gene Ontology annotation, molecular function: protein-membrane adaptor activity. Gene Ontology annotation, biological process: nuclear envelope organization. NCBI's taxonomy places the organism in Eukaryota, Metazoa, Arthropoda, Branchiopoda, Diplostraca, Daphniidae. The coding region runs from base 258 to 2690 and encodes 810 amino acids.